GCACUCCUCUUCCUUUCCCCACAUUCUUCCCAAGCGUCGCCGUCCUCGAUCAUGCUGGGGUCACGAAUGGUCUUGCGUGUUCAUUUCCGCCACUGCAAGGUCGCGCCCUUCUCGUUGCAGAUACGCACGUUGACGGGCACGGCGACGGAGGCGGUCCCGCAUAAGAAGAAGGUGUGGGACAGUGUGGACGAGGCGAUCAAGGACGUCAAGUCGGGAGACAUCAUCUUGUCCGGAGGUUUUGGAUUAUGCGGUAUUCCUGAAACGUUGAUCACCGCACUCGCGAAGAAACCGGAGAUCAAGGGCUUGACGGCGGUAUCAAACAAUGCUGGUUUGGGAGACCUCGGUCUCGCGAAACUGCUCCGUUCGGGCCAGCUUGACAAGCUGAUGAUCAGUUAUCUUGGAGGCAACAAAUAUUUCGAGCAGCAAUACCUCAAGGGCGAGGUCUCGCUCGAACUCGUACCUCAGGGAACGCUAGUCGAGCGUAUGCGGGCACACGCCGCCGGCAUUCCCGCCUUCUUUACACCCACUGGAGCGAACACGGCCGUGGAGACGGGAGGUAUCCCGAUCCGUUUGGGCGGUUCAGUGGACAUCGUGAAAAUCCCGGGGAACAAGAAAGAGCACAGGAUAUUCAACGGCAAGCGAUACGUCAUGGAACCAGCGAUAGCAGGAGACGUCGCGUUCGUCCACGCGUACAAGGCUGACGAAGUCGGUAACCUGCAAUUCCGAUAUGCCGCCAACAACUUCAACGCCGCCAUGGUGCGGAACGCAAAAUUGACGAUCGUUGAGGCUGAGGAGAUCGUCCCAGUCGGUUCGAUUGAUCCCAACGACAUUCACGUCCCGGGUAUCUACGUCGACCGAAUUGUCCAGGCGACCGAGCCCAAGGAGGUCGAGCUACUCACCGUCGCUGAGGACCACGAGUCAUCUGCGGCGAGCCCUGAUGCCAAGAAGGGUCCUUCGACCGCACAGACCAUGCGACACCGUAUCGCUGGUCGUGCUGCAAAGGAGAUCCGGGAUGGCAUGUAUAUCAACUUGGGCGUCGGUAUGCCGACGCUGGUCACGGAGCACUUGCCUCCUGGCGUCAACGUUUGGCUUCAGAGCGAGAACGGCAUUCUUGGGAUGGGUCCCUUCCCGCCGAGGGAUAAGGUUGACCCUGACAUCAUCAACGCCGGAAAGGAAACCGUUAGUUUGCUCCCUGGUGCUUCCGUCUUCGAUUCUGGCGAGUCAUUCGCCAUGAUUCGUGGUGGACACGUCGACGUGGCUAUUCUCGGUGCUAUGGAGGUCAGCCAGGCUGGCGACAUCGCGAACUUCAUGGUUCCCGGAAAACUCGUAAAGGGCAUUGGUGGUGCCAUGGAUCUUGUUUCCAACCCAGACAAGACGAAGGUCAUCGUUGUGAUGCAACACUGUUCGAAGGACGGCAGCUCAAAGGUGGUCAAGGAAUGCUCUCUGCCGCUCACUGGCGCACGUGCUGUGAGCCAAAUCAUCACCGAGCUUGCGGUCUUCCAAGUCGACCGUCAUAAUGGAAACAUGGAGUUGAUAGAGAUUGCGGAGAACACCACCUUGGAGGAGGUGAAGGCGAAGACUGACGCUGAGUUCACCGUCCGGGAGCCGCUCGGACGGUUCUAAGACAUAAUACUAUCAGAUUCCCGGACGUACUGUGUCGCGUAUCUCGUUCGCAUCUGUUCGCAUGAAAGGGAGCAAUCAGGGAACAAUGUACAUUGGUAUAUUAUUAGGCAACAUCAUGGCAGCAAUCGGAAAUGUUCAAUGUUCAAAC
This is a messenger RNA of Punctularia strigosozonata HHB-11173 SS5, 1771 nucleotides long. Its product is annotated as 3-oxoacid CoA-transferase. The record is from RefSeq and is a predicted model, not a curated record. NCBI's taxonomy places the organism in Eukaryota, Fungi, Basidiomycota, Agaricomycetes, Corticiales, Punctulariaceae. Gene Ontology annotation, biological process: ketone body catabolic process. Bases 67 to 1623 code for a protein of 518 amino acids. Gene Ontology annotation, molecular function: succinyl-CoA:3-oxo-acid CoA-transferase activity. The transcript has 13 exons.